Messenger RNA from Tachysurus fulvidraco (yellow catfish), 3162 nucleotides. It is a transcript of the gene cul2, whose product is annotated as cullin 2. Gene Ontology annotation, biological process: protein ubiquitination; SCF-dependent proteasomal ubiquitin-dependent protein catabolic process. Gene Ontology annotation, molecular function: ubiquitin protein ligase binding. The transcript is spliced from 21 exons. The coding region runs from base 343 to 2580 and encodes 745 amino acids. Gene Ontology annotation, cellular component: Cul2-RING ubiquitin ligase complex; SCF ubiquitin ligase complex. The record is from RefSeq and is a predicted model, not a curated record. Lineage: Eukaryota; Metazoa; Chordata; Actinopteri; Siluriformes; Bagridae.
ACCGUAGCUCUAGACGAGUCCAUCACAAAAUAGGGAGAUAUAAUUUUUUUUAAUAAUACUGAAAGUGUAAAAUAUAUUCGACCAAAUAUUUUUGUUAUAAACGUGUACUUCUUCGUUUCACCGUAUAACGAUUUUGUAAGGGUGUACUUAGUGAAACCGAUAAGGUGUCGUGUAAUAUAUCUAUUUUGAUCUCUUACACCCUGUAACCGGAGCAAACCUUUUUGUUCCUCGAGCCUGGACGAUGGCAGAGGUUUAAGUGUAAAGCUAGCGGAGGUGUUUUUGACAGCCGGGGGAAGUUUUAUUCAACACACUGACAUUGUUCAAGUUUGCAGUGGGAGCACAAUGUCCUUAAAGCCACGUGUGGUGGAUUUUGAUGAGACCUGGAACAAACUGCUCACCACCAUCAAGGCGGUGGUGAUGCUGGAUUACGUAGAAAGAGCUACGUGGAAUGACCGCUUCUCUGAUAUUUACGCAUUGUGUGUUGCGUACCCAGAACCAUUGGGUGAACGGUUGUACACAGAGACAAAAGUGUUUUUGGAAAAUCAUGUCCGUCAGCUAUAUAAGAAAGUGCUGGAGUCUGAGGAGAAAGUGUUGCUGAUGUAUCAUAGAUACUGGGAGGAGUACAGCAAGGGGGCUGACUACAUGGACUGCUUAUAUCGGUACCUCAACACACAGUUUAUAAAGAAGAACAAGCUGACCGAAGCAGAUCUGCAGUACGGCUAUGGAGGAGUCGAUAUGAACGAACCACUGAUGGAGAUCGGAGAGCUUGCACUUGAUAUGUGGAGGAAGCUGAUGAUCGAGCCUCUUCAAGCCACGCUGAUCCGGAUGCUUCUGAAAGAAAUCAAAAAUGACCGGUGUGGGGAGCAUCCGAAUCAGAAAGUAAUCCAUGGGGUUAUCAACUCCUUUGUUCAUGUUGAACAGUACAAGAAAAAGUUUCCACUAAAGUUUUAUCAGGACAUUUUCGAGGGGCCUUUUCUGACGAAAACAGGCGAGUAUUACAAACAAGAAGCCUCCAACCUUCUACAGGAGUCCAACUGCUCUCAGUAUAUGGAAAAGGUUUUAGGGCGGUUGAAAGACGAAGAGGUGCGAUGUCGGAAGUACCUGCAUCCGAGUUCCUAUGCCAAAGUGAUCCAUGAAUGCCAGCAGAGGAUGGUGGCUGACCACCUGCAGUUCCUGCAUGGAGAGUGCCAGAACAUAGUCAGACAAGAAAAGAGAGACGAUAUGGCGAACAUGUACACGCUGCUGCGGGCAGUCACCAGUGGCUUACCACACAUGAUCCAGGAGCUGCAGGUGCACAUUCGUGACGAGGGGCUCCGAGCCACCAGUAACCUCUCUCAGGAAAACAUGCCAACACAGUUUGUGGAAUCCGUGUUGGAGGUGCAUAGUAAAUUUGUCCAGUUGAUUAACACGGUGCUAAAUGGGGACCAGCAGUUCAUGAGUGCACUCGACAAGGCAUUGACUUCAGUAGUAAACUACAGAGAGCCCAAAUCCAUCUGUAAAGCACCCGAACUGCUGGCUAAGUACUGUGACAAUCUGCUGAAGAAAUCAGCAAAGGGGAUGACUGAGAACGAGGUGGAGGAUAAACUUACCAGCUUCAUCACUGUCUUCAAAUAUAUCGAUGACAAAGAUGUCUUUCAAAAGUUUUAUGCCAGAAUGCUCGCUAAGAGGUUAAUACACGGCCUUUCGUUAUCCAUGGAUUCUGAGGAAGCGAUGAUUAACAAACUAAAGCAAGCAUGUGGCUACGAGUUUACUAGCAAACUGCACAGAAUGUACACCGACAUGAGCGUCAGUGCCGACCUCAACAACAAGUUCAACAACUUCAUUAAAACCCAGGAGACCGUAGUGGAUCUGGGCAUCAGCUUUCAGAUCUAUGUGUUACAGGCAGGUGCAUGGCCUCUCACACAGGUUCCUUCAUCUACAUUUGCCAUCCCACAGGAACUGGAGAAGAGUGUACAAAUGUUCGAGCUGUUUUAUAACCAGAAUUUCAGCGGGAGGAAACUCACCUGGCUGCACUAUCUCUGCACAGGUGAGGUGAAGAUGAACUACCUGUCCAAACCCUAUGUCGCCAUGGUUACCACCUACCAGAUGGCGGUGCUGCUGGUCUUCAACAACAGUGAAACGGUGAGCUAUAAAGAGCUGCAGGAGAGCUCGCAGAUGAACGAAAAGGAGCUGCAGAAAACCAUCAAGUCCUUGCUGGAUGUCAAGAUGAUCAACCAUGACUCACAGAAAGAGGAAAUUGAGGCUGAAUCCACGUUUUCAUUAAAUAUGAGUUUCACUAGUAAAAGAACCAAGUUUAAGAUCACGACGUCGAUGCAGCGGGACACACCACAGGAGGUGGAACAGACGAGGAGUGCCGUGGAUGAAGACAGGAAAAUGUAUUUACAGGCUGCUAUAGUGAGGAUUAUGAAAGCCAGGAAAAUUCUGAGACACAACGCACUUAUACAAGAAGUGAUCAACCAGUCCAAAGCACGGUUCAACCCCAGUAUCAGCAUGAUAAAGAAGUGCAUCGAAGUGCUUAUCGACAAGCAGUACAUAGAGCGAAGCCAGACCUCUGCAGACGAAUACAGCUAUGUGGCAUAAAAUAAGAACAACAACAACACUCGGCGGUCAGAACGUAAACCAUGUCUUUAUUUUUGGCUGCAGCUGGCUCAGGCUGUCUCCCUGCAGGAUGAAGUGGGGCUCUGCCUCCAUCUGAGGAGGAGGGAGAAGGGCCACCACGUACCCUGGCAGUAAUAAACACCCCCCUCCACACCUCCCUCUAGCCCAAAACCUUUUCUGAUUUUACGCUGUUUACAACAUCACCAGUGCCACGCCCCCGUGCGUCAACAGAAAAAGAGAAUAACGCCUAUAGCAGUUUCAGAGCAAACUGAUUAAAAAAAAAAUAAAAUACAUUUUUAAACAACGUAACCAUAAACAAGAAACCGAGAGAGCAAACGGACAUGUCAGAGUUUAAAAAAUAAACGUCUAAGACAAAACAAACAUGCUUUCUUUUCUCACGUUUGCAGUUGUAGUGUUCUUCUUUUUUUUAAGUAUCAAAGUGAGAGGAAAAAAAGACUAUUGUAAUAAAACCGUUAUACUGAUUAACUGUAUUCAACAUGUAAAAAAAAAAAUAUGAGGUGACAAAAUACUGCUGCUUGUCAAAUAAACAAAUAGAAAAACUGA